This is a messenger RNA of Pleurotus ostreatus (oyster mushroom), 1266 nucleotides long. RefSeq names its product Methionine aminopeptidase 2 (gene MAP2). NCBI's taxonomy places the organism in Eukaryota, Fungi, Basidiomycota, Agaricomycetes, Agaricales, Pleurotaceae. The transcript is spliced from 10 exons. Gene Ontology annotation, molecular function: metalloaminopeptidase activity. Gene Ontology annotation, biological process: proteolysis. Bases 1 to 1266 code for a protein of 421 amino acids. The record is from RefSeq and is a predicted model, not a curated record.
AUGAGUCCGGUAGCAGACCCUCAGCCAGCGCAAGCUCCAGAAGCUGAGGAAGGCCGCCUCCAGGACCUUGAUGAACUUGAUGAUGUUGAAGAGGUUGUCGAUGGCGUAAACGGCGACGCAAAGAAAAAGAAGAAGAAGAAGAAGCCAAAGAAGAAGAAGCUGGAGCAGACUGAACCGCCUCGGGUAGGCCUAUCGAAGCUUUUUCCAGAGGGAAAAUACCCCGAGGGUGAGAUUCAGCCGUACAAGGACGAUAAUCUAUGGAGGACGACCUCAGAAGAGAAGCGGCAUAUCGAGCGAGUGAUCCAGCAAGAUCCCAAUGAGACGUACCAGAACAUCAGGAAGGCCGCCGAAGUUCAUCGACAAGUCAGACAACGACUGCAGAAAUACAUGCAACCCGGCAUGUCACUAAUGGAAAUUGCCAACUAUAUCGAAGACGGAGUUCGUGCCCUGGUUGAAGAGGAUGGACUGGAAGCUGGCAUUGCAUUCCCCACUGGGCUGAAUCUCAAUCAUUGUGCGGCCCAUUUCUCGCCCAACCCAGGAGACACUACAAUUUUAUCUAAGGGUGAUGUGAUGAAGGUCGACUUCGGUGUUCAUGUAAAGGGACGGAUAGUAGACUCUGCGUUCACCGUCAACUUCGAGCCUACAUACAACAAACUUCUGGAAGCCGUCAGGGCAUCUACCAACGCAGGUAUCAAGGAAUCUGGCGUCGACGCUAGGUUGGGCGAGAUAGGUGGGGUCAUUCAAGAAACGAUGGAGUCUUACGAGGUGGAAGUCAAUGGCAAGGUUUAUCCAGUCCGAUGUAUUGACAACCUGAGCGGUCACCAGAUCAACCGGUAUCAGAUUCACGGGGAGAAGUUCAUACUUCCCGUGCGCAAUGAUGAUCAAACGAAGAUGGAAGAAGGGGAAUACUAUGCGAUAGAAACAUUUGGCACGACAGGUCGUGGACGCAUCGUCGAGACUGGUGAUUGCUCCCACUUCGCUCGAAAAGUAGAUGCGCCCCACGUCCCCCUAAGAUUGACCACGGCGAAGUCGUUGUUGAAGACGAUCAACAAGAAUUUUAGCACACUUGCCUUUUGCAGGAGGUACCUCGAACGUGCUGGCGAGACCAAACAUCUGCUGGCGCUCAAUCACCUUGUUUCUCAAGGGAUCGUACAGGACUACCCACCUUUGUGCGACCAACGAGGAUCCAUGACGGCUCAAUUCGAACAUACCAUACUUAUUCGUCCAACCGUUAAGGAGGUGGUCAGCAGGGGUGACGACUAUUGA